CAUUACUUUUGGUUUCGGGUAUGAAUCGUCAGUUAACAGGUCAUAUAUGCACCCGGAUUCAAAUGUGUCGUUGCAGACCAAAACCCCUCCAUGUUUCUAUUUUAUUACAGUGACAAAAACUCAAAGUAAAUGUCAAAGGAAUGUCGAUAUAUCUACUACUGGUUUCUACUUGCGUUUUCCACGAAAGCGUCAUGGCCGGACAAACCGGCCCAACAUUGUUCUUAUUGUGCUGAAUCCUGCUUUGUUUGUAUGCCAGGAUACUAUGGGCAGCAUUGUGAUAAAGAAUGUUCAAGCUGUAACAAAGAAGAGAUAUGCGACCGUCAGAAUGGAACUUGCGUGAAGCGAGAUGUUGCUAUAAGUAUUGAAAGUGGCUGGGCAUACAACUGUAUGCUGUGUAAUGGUGAAUGCAAAUCCUGCUUUUCGGGGUGGUACAAAAUUAACUGUACACUUGAAUGUAACAACUGUGAUAAAGAUGGAUGCGAAAGACUAUCUGGUGUUUGCUAUAACUGCGCGGGAGGUUAUUGUGGGACACACUGCACAGAAAGGUGUCCUGAAAAUUGUACAGACAACGGGGUUUGUGACCGAGAUUCAAAAGUGUGCCUUGAUGGCUGCAAGAAAGGAUGGUGGGGAGAUCAUUGCCAUAUUCCAUGUAGUGAGGGAUGUCUUCAACAGGAGUGCACUUUCGAUGGGAAAGAAUGUAAACAUGGUUGUCGAGAAGGAUAUUAUGGAGGCAUGUGUAACCAUAGGAACUGCAGUAGAAGAUGCCAACAUUGUGAUGUCAAUUACAACUGCUUAGAGUGUGUGAACAUGUUUUAUGGAGAGAAAUGUUCAAAGCGAUGUAAUGAUGGGUGCAAGAACGGCGUUUGUUCGAGGGAUGGUUCGUGUGUUUGCCGUGACGGAUAUGUUGGUAACGACUGUUUCUUGAAGGUCCAGAACACGGACUAUUAUAUGACAACUGUUAGGCAUUCGGAGUCUUGCAAUUGUGUGCCAUGCAACGGUCAGUGUAGUGUCUGUCGACCAGGUUGGUAUGGUGACGAAUGCAAACAUCUUUGCACAAACUGCAAUAAAGAUGGCUGCGAGAAGCAAACAGGUAUAUGCCACAAGUGUAAAGACGGGUAUUAUGGGUACAGAUGCAUUCUCUGUCCAGAGAAUUGCUCUCGCAUCCAGAAUGAGCCGUACUGUCAUCCAGAGACAGGAAUGUGUCUGCAUGGCUGCACGCCAGGGUGGUUUGGUGUUUACUGUAAUUCCACAUGCAGCCUGGGAUGUUUGAACCGAGAAUGUAACACUGCAGGAACACAGUGUUUGAACGGCUGCGUCGAUGGGCGUUACGGUCGCCUGUGUAAUAACACGUGCAGUUCGUACUGUAUGAAACAGAUAUGUCACAAUGAUGGAACUUGCCUUCAAGGUUGUAAAUCAGGAUUCUCUGGCGAACACUGUUUAGAACGCACACGUACCCAAACAGAUUACAUUAGUAAAAUGGACUUGCUAAUCGGCGGUUUGUCCAGCCUUGUAAUAUUCAUUGUGAUCGCUAUUGUGGUCGUCUGCUGUUUACGAAGAAAAAGAUCAAAAGCAAUGGAUGGAGUUGAAGUGAGGGAGCCCACAAGACACGAGACGGCGAGUCAGCACCAUGAUGAACAAAUUGAUGACAUCAGAUCACUGCGAAGUGAAUCGGCGAGUUCGGAUCACUACGAUUACAUAGACGAUAACGACUUGCACAGCAUUUCCGACUCCACCGCCGAAAACAUCCGCACAUCUCCAUCAGCACAGUAUCUGCAUCCCCAGAUAGAGCGGGAUGAUUUUAACAUCUUGGUUGAUCAAAAUGAACAAUGUUCGCUUGAUAUUCACAGAGUUUACUCGUCAGCUUAUUUACAUCCUGUUCUAGAACAGUGCGAUCAUAUUGAUAAUGUCAGUAUAUGCAAUCACGCUGAAGACUUUCCAAAUGGGAAUCAUUGCUUUCAGUCAACAGUUUAGCUAUAUCUUCAUAUAUAGUGAAAAACACGACAGUCCAUGGUUCCAGCGUAGCUACAUUAUUUUAUAGCUCUAGCAUAAUGAGAAUGAAUGAAGUUUGUUUUGUUUAACGACACAACUAAAUCACAUUGAUUUAU
Molecule: messenger RNA, 2105 nt
Organism: Gigantopelta aegis
Lineage: Eukaryota; Metazoa; Mollusca; Gastropoda; Neomphalida; Peltospiridae
Product: multiple epidermal growth factor-like domains protein 10
Exons: 5
Coding region: 130-1971 (613 amino acids)
Molecular function (GO): scavenger receptor activity
Source: RefSeq, a predicted model, not a curated record